AUGACGACCCAGGUCCCCAUGAUCUCGGUGCCGCUGAAGCAAACGAACGAGAUCGACUGGAUAAACCCGUUGAAAGGCUACAUCCGAGCUACAUAUGGUGACGACCCAGAGCGCUACGCGGAGGAAUGCGCCACGCUGAACCGGCUGAGGCAGGAUAUGCGGGGCGCGGGGAAGGAUAGCGCGGCGGGGAGGGACCUGUUAUACAGGUAUUAUGGGCAGCUAGAGUUGCUGGAUUUGAGGUUUCCGGUUGAUGAGAAUCAUAUUAAGAUCUCGUUUACUUGGUUCGAUGCCUUCACCCACAAACCGACAUCGCAGUACUCCCUCGCAUACGAGAAAGCGUCGAUAAUUUUCAACAUCUCCGCCGUCCUAUCCUGCCACGCAGCGCACCAGAACCGCCACGAGGAUGUUGGCCUCAAGACCUCAUACCACUCGUUCCAGGCAUCUGCCGGCAUGUUUACGUAUAUCAACGAGAACUUCCUACAUGCGCCAUCCACAGAUCUGAGCCGGGAGACGGUGAAGACGCUGAUAGCAAUUAUGCUGGCACAGGCUCAAGAGGUGUUUCUGGAGAAGCAAAUUGCGGAUGGGAAAAAGGUGGGAUUGCUGGCGAAAUUGGCAAGCCAGGCUGCGUUCUUGUAUACCCAAGCUACGGAAGGUGUACAGGAGCAGGUUACAAAGGCUAUUUUUGAGAAGGUCUGGAUGCUGGUUUGUCAGACCAAAGCCAACUACAUGGCUUCGGUAGCACAGUACUACCAGGCUCUAGCGGACAACGAUGCGAACUCACACGGGGUAGCGAUCUGCCGAUUGCAGGUCGCAGAGACGCACGCGAGAGACGCGAAUCGAAUAGCCAACGCCUUUCCGUCGUCGACACCCUCGAACUCCAAUCUCCCCGCAGAGACUGGUGCAGUAUUGGCCGAGAUGACGAAGAAGCAUGUCUCCAACGUUCAGGAGAGACUAGCGGAGUUCUCUAAGGACAACGAUUUCAUCUACCACCAGGGCGUUCCCAAUGAAGCUUCCCUCACACAGAUACCCAAGCUACCGGCAGCGAAGGCAAUACCUGUUAGCGAGCUAUACCAGGGGCAGGAUAUCCAAAGGAUCAUAGGCCCGGAUAUUUUCCAAAAGAUUGUCCCUAUGGCCGUCACCGAGUCCGCAAGUCUGUACGACGAAGAGAAGGCGAAGUUAAUACGGGCGGAAAGCGAGAGAGUGGAAGUAGCUAAUGACGAGAUGGCGGCAAGCCUGGACUAUCUCAAACUACCGGACAGUCUAAACGUACUAAGAGGAGGCAUGGACCAGGAUAUGAUGGUCGAUGAAGACUUCCGGAAGUGGUGCGAGGAGUUGGCCGGCCAUGCAUCCUUUGGGCCUGCUUUCGAACAGCUGAGCUCCGAUAAGGCUGAAAUCAUGCAGAUGCUAGAUUCAAGCAUGAAACAGCUCGACAUGGAAGAGAGUGUCUGCGAGAAGAUGAGGUCGAAAUAUGGACCCGAAUGGACACAGCAACCGAGCUCGCGCUUGACCGCAACGCUACGGAGCGAUAUACGGAACUACCGAGGAGCCAUCGAGGAGGCAAGCACGAGUGAUUCACAGCUCUAUAGCACAUUCCGGCAGUACGAGGCAGAUUUCGACGAGAUGCGAUCGGCCGGCGAGACGGAUGAGGCGGACGUAUUGUACUCACGAGCAAUGGUUAAGGCCGGAGCUUCAAAGGGCAAGAGUCCACGGCCCGCGGAAGGCAACCUCUUGGAUGAUGACUUUGUGGACGGACCGAGCGUUGCGGAUCAGAUUGCCAGCGUCGAAGAGUUGAUGCGGAGGCUGAACUUGAUCAAGAAGGAGAGAAUACAAGUGCUGAAGGAUCUCAAGGACAAGGUCCACUCCGACGAUAUCUCGAAUGUACUCAUCCUCAAUAAGAAGGCCAUCGCGAACCAAGAAUCACAGCUCUUCAAGGCGGAGCUCGAGAAAUUCCGCCCACACCAGAACCGCAUAUUACAAGCCAACCAUAAGCAAGCUUCACUACUUAAAGAGCUUACGCGCACUUACUCCGAUCUGCUAAAAGACCCGCGAGUGCGAUCUGAACAGAGUAAAUAUGAGGCUUUCUCAAGGCAGAGGAACAGCGUGAUGACAAAAUACCGGAGGGUCUAUCAGAGCUUCAACGAUCUCAACGCCGGCCUGAUACGCGCGCAAUGCUUCUACUCUGAGAUGAAAGACACAGUUUCAAGCCUCCAAAAGAACGUCGAGGUUUUUGUUAAUAACAGACGUUCCGAAGGCGGCCAGCUCCUCCAAAACAUCGAGCAGAAGAAGUCCCAGGGCGCAGACCAGGAACAGCAGCGCCUGAAAGACCUCAUGGAACGCAUGUCUAUGGAACCCUCCGGAUCGCCCGUCUCUGCUGGCGGCGGGAGAAAGAAAAGCAUUCCCCCUCCUCUCUCCUCAACGCCCGGCUACCCAUCAGCAUCAUCCUCGCAAUCCCAUCCCGCCUACAACCCCGCUACGUCUCCGCCCGUCACACCGCGCUACCCAAUGACCACCGCUCCAGGACAACCAAAUUACAUGUCCCCCCAACAAUCCUACGGUUCCUCGAAUGGCUAUCAACAACAGCAACAACAACAACCACCCCGCCGAGAAUCUUAUCAAUACCCCCAACACUCGCAAACGCCCUCACAAUCCUACAACCCCACACAAUACGGUCCCGUCUCGCCUCCCGCACAUCAGCAAUACUUCUCUCCACCGCCGAACCAGCAGCACCAGCCAUGGGGUCAGCCGCCGCAAGCAGGGUAUCCCUAUCAGAGUAGCACACCACAGCCGGGUCUGCCUCAGGGAUACGUGCCGCCUCCGCCGCCGCCUGGCCCGCCACCCAACCAGCAACUGGACUAUAGCCAGUAUAACAGCCCGUAUCCGGCGGGACCGGGCGGGUAUGCGAAUCCGGCGGGUCAGAGGAGUAGUCAGCAAGGGGGACAGGGUCAGCAGAGUGGAGGAGGGGAUCCGUGGGCGGGUUUGAGUGGGUGGAAAUAG
Trematosphaeria pertusa is the source of this 2994-nucleotide messenger RNA. Its product is annotated as vacuolar protein-sorting protein bro1. Lineage: Eukaryota; Fungi; Ascomycota; Dothideomycetes; Pleosporales; Trematosphaeriaceae. Gene Ontology annotation, biological process: protein transport to vacuole involved in ubiquitin-dependent protein catabolic process via the multivesicular body sorting pathway. The record is from RefSeq and is a predicted model, not a curated record. Gene Ontology annotation, molecular function: protein binding. Bases 1 to 2994 code for a protein of 997 amino acids. The transcript is spliced from 4 exons. Gene Ontology annotation, cellular component: endosome.